AACAUUUGGCAACAGAAUCUGCCGAAUGAGUACACCACUGGUCUGAGGGGAAAAUAACUCCAGGACAACGAAAUCAGUAGGCUACACGAAAUAAGACCUAAACAGAGAUGUGUUCGUUUUCGGGAGCCGAUUAGAAAAACUAACAUUCCAGAGGCGACGUGAGUAAAGAAUAAAAAACCAAGCCUACAAAAGUAUUGAAUGUGAGAGCGCUAGACAGCGUUUAUAUUCCAUGGUGCCCAUUGGUAUUUAUUUACGCCUGGGGGAGGUGGUUAAGAUGUUUGCUUUGGAAAUUCGUUCGACCAACUGCAAUAAAGUGUUUGGCAAGCAAUCUAGUAGCUAGGUGGCUGUAUUCAGUUGCGCCUUCCGUUUCUUUAAUUGGACGUCUAUUCGGGAUAUUUGUUAAGAACGGAUUUUGCCAUUACCCGGUGAUGUUUCACUGUAUACCUCUGUGGCGGUGCAACCGUCAUGUUGAAGUGAUCGAUAAGCGGCACUGCUCUCUGUUGUACGUCCCGGAUGAGAUCUACCGCUACAGUCGGAGUUUGGAGGAACUUUUGCUGGACGCUAACCAACUCCGCGACCUGCCCAAGCCAUUUUUUCAGCUGGUAAAGCUACGAAAGCUGUGCCUGAGUGACAACGAGAUCCAGAGGCUUCCUCCAGAGAUAGCCAACUUCAUGCAGCUUGUAGAACUUGAUGUCUCUCGUAAUGACAUCAUGGAAAUUCCAGAGACCAUUUCUUACUGUAAAGCUCUCCAAGUAGCGGACUUUAGUGGAAACCCAUUAACAAGAUUGCCUGAGAGUUUUCCAGAGCUCCGGAAUUUAACUUGCCUUUCCAUCAAUGACAUUUCGUUGCAGAUUCUUCCCGAAAACAUUGGAAACCUCUCCAACUUGGUGUCACUGGAACUCAGAGAGAACCUGCUAACGUAUUUACCAGAGUCACUAUCGCUACUUCACAGACUUGAGGAACUUGACCUGGGGAACAAUGAAAUUUACAAUUUGCCUGAAACAAUAGGCUGUCUUGUCAGCUUGAAGAACUUGUGGCUGGACGGAAACCAGUUGGCUGAAAUACCUGCAGAGAUAGGCAGCAUGAAAAGCCUCCUGUGUCUAGAUGUAUCGGAGAACAAACUGGAGCACCUUCCAGAAGAGAUCGGCGGCCUGGUCUCCCUAACUGACCUGCUGGUGUCUCAGAACCUCAUCGAUGCUCUGCCAGAGGGCAUAGGAAAACUAAGGCAACUGUCUAUAUUGAAAGCAGACCAGAAUCGUCUUGCCCAGCUGCCAGAGAGCAUUGGCAACUGUGAGAGUCUCACUGAACUGAUGCUCACAGAGAACCAGUUACAGAGUGUGCCAAGAAGUAUUGGAAAACUAAAGAGACUCUCCAACUUCAACUGUGACAGAAACCGAUUAGCAUCAUUACCAAAAGAGAUUGGAGGUUGCAUUAGCCUGAAUGUCUUCUGUGUACGAGAGAACAGGCUUACAAGGAUUCCCUCUGAGAUCUCUCAGGCCUCAGAGCUGCAUGUGUUUGAUGUCUCCGGAAAUAGACUGCUCCACCUACCCAUUUCUCUGACUGCGCUGCGACUCAAGGCACUGUGGCUGUCAGAGAACCAGUCGCAGCCUCUGCUCACCUUCCAGAAUGACAUAGACCCAGAGUCUGGGGAAAAGGUGCUCACCUGUGUUCUCCUGCCCCAGCAGCCUUCAGAACCAGAGAGUAAAGGCUCAGACAACCUUGCUCGCUGUGGUGCUCUGGAGAGCCUGGUGAAUGACAUGGUGGAUGACACCUGGGGUGACAAGGCCAUGAAGAGGAUCAGUGCCAUCCACUUCCUGGAUGAAGACGAUGACGAGGAUGAUGAAAAGGGAAGGCUGAUGCGACAAGCCACUCCUCACCCAGGUGAGUUAAAGACUAUGAAGAAAGCGGUGGAGAACCUCCGCAACGACCUGAACGCUGCCAAAGCUCUGGAUUCCAACAAAAACGAGGUCAAUAACACUACAGUCACCACGUCUGUGUGACUUCUACCUCAGAAACAUCUCCUGUGUCUCUCGCCAUGUUCUUCUGCACCACCACCAGAACCUACUUUAAUCCCACAAACCCCUCCUGCGGCCUCCCUACCUAGCCCUCCUGCGGCCUCCCUACCUAGCCCUCCUGCGGCCUCCCUACCUAGCCCUCCUGCGGCCUCCCUACCUAGCCCUCCUGCGGCUCAACCCUGGGACUCUGCUGUGAUCCUUUUGUCCAGUACCUUACUUCAUCUCCAAUACACACCAUGGUAUCUGGCUCAGACUACCAGGGCCCAUGUGCCUUUUCAAACUGUUGUGCUAUAUUUUUUAACAUAGCAAUAAUCUGCAUAGGUGUGGUCCUUUUCAAAGACAUUUGAAAAAUGUUGCUUUUUAAAGAUUUAUUUCUACAUUUCUUUGUAAAUGGACAAUAGGUAGUUGCACUACUGUAAGUCUUUAGUAUGUUAAAUAUUGUUGACAUCUUCAUAAAUAUUAUAUUUGUUUUAUUUUUUAGAACACUGGGUGAAUAUUUUUUUUUCGAAAAUUUCGGGAUACUUGACCAACUGAUUUAAGGAUUACUGUAUAGUCAUUUUGUGAAUAUUGAUAAUUUUAUACUUUUUGGCAGCUCAGAUGGUGUAAAUUAAAACAAUGUAUAGCAAGUUUCUUAAUCUAUGGCAGAAUUGUUCUAAACGUUAUUACUUUGUAUGUAUUUUAUUUCCUUUUAAGUAAAGAAAUGAACAAAAAUGCAGUUGCUAAUGUCUUAUCGUAAUUGACUUUGGAUGGAUAGACGGCCUCGACUCUUUUCUAUGCCAUUGUUUAACUUCUUAAUCAAAUCCUAAACAAAUUUUGAUAUAGACAUGUUUUGUAAUUAAGGGCUAGUACAGUGAGCAACGUGUACCUUAACCACAACAGAUUGAGUGGAAGUGACAGGGCUGUCUUACUUUCUUUUAUUGCGCUUCACUGCUUUGAAAUGUUUUCUUAAGUAGAUACUGGGCGGCAGGUAGCGUAGCGGUUAAGUGUUGGGCCAGUAACCGAAGGGUUGCUGAUUUGAAUCCCUGAGUCGACUAAGGAACAAACAAAAUCGGUGACCUUGAGCAAGGCACUUAACCCUAAUUGGUCCUCUAAGUCACUCUGGAUAAGAGCAUCUGCUCAAUGACUAAAAUGUAAAUACUUUAUCAGAAACUGCAGAAUUUUUCAAUGUCUAUUUCUCUUUUAACACAUGUGCAUUGGACUUUCAAUGGCCAAUUUCAUUUCACGCAAAAGGAAAUGAGGACCAUGGUGGAAUCGUUUGGAAAAUGCAGUUUAAGCAUGAACUCAUGCACUUAGUUUUUUUGUCUUAAUAAAAACAAUUUGUUGUUCAAAUGGUAUACGAUAACAAUGAUUUAAGUUUUCUGUUGUAUUACCAGGAGGAACAUUUGUUUUAUCUUUAUUUAUACAUUAUUUUCUUUAGUUAUCAAGCUGCACAUAAACACAAUCUCAAAUAGGCACGGACACUGAGCCUACAGAUUUGGAUGCCUUUUACCCACUGAUAAAAUUAAAGGGGUUUAAAACUAAA
Messenger RNA from Oncorhynchus masou masou (cherry salmon), 3537 nucleotides. It is a transcript of the gene lrrc1, whose product is annotated as leucine rich repeat containing 1. Gene Ontology annotation, cellular component: postsynaptic density; basolateral plasma membrane; adherens junction. Gene Ontology annotation, biological process: neurotransmitter receptor transport, endosome to postsynaptic membrane; embryo development; establishment or maintenance of epithelial cell apical/basal polarity. Gene Ontology annotation, molecular function: protein binding. The record is from RefSeq and is a predicted model, not a curated record. NCBI's taxonomy places the organism in Eukaryota, Metazoa, Chordata, Actinopteri, Salmoniformes, Salmonidae. The transcript has 14 exons. The coding region runs from base 429 to 2000 and encodes 523 amino acids.